AUGGUCUCUCAAACUGACACAGACGGCUUCGGCGACCCUCGGUCCUCACAAAACCCUGACUAUGACCUCUCGACCCCGAUACCCCCUGAUUCAACUGGUCUUCGACAGAGCCUGACAUCGUAUGGAGAUGCGCAUUUCUCCCUUUUUCUCAGAAAAGUAUUCAUCAAAGCUCUGGGCUACAGCGAGGAUGCUCUGUCUCGUCCGAUCAUCGGAAUCGUCAAUACAUACUCCAGCUUCAACCCAUGCCAUGCCAACAUCCCUCAACUCAUUGAAGCGGUCAAACGCGGCGUCCAGUUGAAUGGGGGGCUGGCCAUUGACUUUCCAACUAUCAGCAUUCAUGAAGCUUUUUCAUCUCCAACGAGCAUGUAUCUGCGCAAUCUCAUGAGCAUGGAUACCGAGGAAAUGAUCAAAGCUCAACCCUGCGACGCGGUAGUGCUGAUUGGAGGUUGCGACAAGACUACUCCAGCACAGCUGAUGGGUGGUCUUUCAGCCAAUAAACCAAUCCUACAUCUUGUCACAGGGCCUAUGAUGCCCGGAAGCCAUAAGGGUGUCAGACUUGGGGCAUGUACGGACUGCCGCAAUAAUUGGGCGAGCUAUAGAGCCGGAACCAUCGAUAUCGAGGAGAUAUCCGCCAUCAACAACGAGCUAGCUCCCACCGCUGGAACUUGUGGCGUAAUGGGUACAGCAAGUACAAUGGCUUGUAUUCUAGUUGGCCUUGGCCUAAUGCCUUUCGGUGGCGCUUCUGCUCCCGCCGUAUCUUCUGCUCGGUUACGAAUCGCGGAAGAAACUGGCGGGAAUGCAGUCGCUGCUCUAAAGAGAGACUUACGACCACAGAAAUUGCUCACACGUGAGUCUUUCUUGAAUGCUAUCACCGUCCUACAGGCGAUCGGAGGCUCCACAAAUGCAGUGGUACACCUCAUGGCUAUCGUCGGCCGACAUUUAGAUACGGAGCUUGUCAGUUCCAUUAAUUUGGAUACUAUUAACGAAAUUGGUCGUCAAACACCCCUGCUCGUGGACUUGAAGCCCAGCGGUGAUAAUUACAUGACCGAUUUCCACAACUCCGGCGGCAUGCUUGCUUUGCUGCGUGAGCUCAGGCCUCUCCUCCAUCUGAAUGCAGGCACAGUGAUGGGCGGGACAAUCGGCGAACAGAUCGAUCAGGCAACCUACAUCAAGGUCCCUCGACGACUGAGCUGCAUCCAGCCUUUUCACGAGCCACUUUACCCGGCUUCCUCUUUGGUUCUCCUCCGCGGUAACCUGGCCCCUGGAGGCGCGCUGAUGAAAGCAAGUGCAUCAAAACGCCGGAGUCUUCUCCAUCAUUCUGGCCCUGCUGUGGUUUUCGCCGGAUCCGCAGACAUGGCCAAACGCCUGGAUGAUCCUGAUCUCAACGUGACCGAAAACAGCGUUCUCGUCCUCCAAAAUAUCGGACCUGUCGGAAACCCCGGGAUGCCCGAAGCUGGCAUGAUUCCGAUACCACGAAAGCUAGCAAGCAAGGGGGUUUUGGACAUGCUCCGCAUUUCCGACGGCAGGAUGAGUGGCACAGCGGGGGGCUCUAUCAUCUUACACAUAUCUCCCGAGGCGGCAAAUCCCAGUUCCGUCCUUGGGGUUGUCAGAGAUGGAGAUAUCAUCACUUGUGACGUGGAAAACUGCAGACUACAGAUUGAGAUUUCGGACGAAGAAACCAGACGCCGAAUCGAAAAGAGGAAGGCCGAGGUUGAGGACAGCCGAAAUACAGAGACUGGAGUCCAGCCAUCAUGGAUUGCCCGGGAGAAAAUGAGAGGCUAUCGAGGACUUUAUAUGCGAUCUGUGUUGCAGGCGGAACAGGGAGCAGACUUCGACUUUUUGACGGCUUCAGGGCCUGGUCUAAGCCAAUAG
Penicillium olsonii is the source of this 1872-nucleotide messenger RNA. The record is from the annotation of a GenBank genome assembly. NCBI's taxonomy places the organism in Eukaryota, Fungi, Ascomycota, Eurotiomycetes, Eurotiales, Aspergillaceae.